Pseudophryne corroboree (corroboree frog) is the source of this 11132-nucleotide messenger RNA. It is a transcript of the gene DMXL2, whose product is annotated as Dmx like 2. Gene Ontology annotation, molecular function: protein binding. The coding region runs from base 397 to 9537 and encodes 3046 amino acids. The transcript has 44 exons. Gene Ontology annotation, cellular component: RAVE complex. Lineage: Eukaryota; Metazoa; Chordata; Amphibia; Anura; Myobatrachidae. The record is from RefSeq and is a predicted model, not a curated record. Gene Ontology annotation, biological process: vacuolar acidification.
CGGAGGGGGAUACCGUACAGGAGGGGGAUGAGGGAGCAGCAGAGAUGCCGGUGAUGAGCAGGCGCGCGAGCCCGUGUAAUCGGGGCCGCGCGUGUAGCCGUGCGCGUGCCGCGUACACCCUGCCCAUUCGCCGGAAUCCCCCACAGUGACACAGUCACCCACUCCGCACAGCGGGACCGGGAUCCGGCCACUCAGUGAGCUGGGACGAUCACCCUCGGCCCUGGUCAUGGAGAGAGGAGGCUUCCUGCCGAACACCUGAGAGGCUCCACCAGCUGCCAGGGUGAGGGCGGCCGGAGGCCGGGUGCUGCGGGGCGAAGAGAGGCGGUCUCCCUGCGUUACAUGGAGCGAGGAAGAGUCUGUCAUCACUAGCACCUUCCCCCGGCCCUGACCACCACCAUGCAUCUGCACCAGGUGCUGACCGGCGCCGUCAACCCCGGAGAUAACUGCUACUCGGUGGGCAGCGUCAGUGACGUCCCCUUCACGGCUUAUGGAUCGGGCUGUGAUAUUGUCAUACUAGCACGUGACUUUGAGUGUGUACAGAUAAUUCCCGGUGCUAAACAUGGAAAUAUCCAGGUUAGCUGUGUGGAGUGUUCCCAACAACAAGGCCGGAUUGCUACUUCGUAUGGAAACACAGUUUGUAUAUUUGAACCACUUGCUUCUGUUAAUGCUCACAAGCGAAACAGUCAACUUAAAUAUCAGUGGCUUCGGACAGGCCAGUUUUUGCUUAGUUCCGUGACUUAUAAUUUGGCUUGGGAUCCUCAAGGGAACAGACUGCUGACAGCCACUGAUUACUUGCAAUUAUGGGCGCCACCUUCAAGUGACAUUCUAGAAGAGGAUGAGGAUGAUAUUGACAGACACGUCACAGAGGAUAAAGUUCAACCUGCUCUGAAUGACUGGAACUGUAUCUGGCAAUGCAAGACUGCAGUGCCUGUGCUUUUGAUGAAAUGGUCCCCAGAUGGUGAAUACUUUGCUACUGCAGGGAAGGACGAUUGUCUGCUAAAGAUCUGGUACCCUCUAACUGGUUGGAAAACCUCUUAUUUACUCCAUGAAAGUCUGCAGAAAAAAGGAAAUUUGGUUGAUGUUAACUUUUCAUUUGUGUAUCUUGCCCAUCCGAGGGCAGUGAUUGGUUUUUCGUGGAGAAACACAAGCAGAUUUAUGCCAAGGGGCUCUGUGUGCAAUGUCUUACUUACAUCCUGUCAGGAUGGCAUCUGUCGCCUGUGGGCAGAGACCCUGUUGCCAGAGGACAGCCUCCUUGGAGGCCAAAUAAUUGAUUAUGGCAGCUCCUGCAGCAGCUUAUCUUUCGCUGGGAAACAGAAGGAUAAGAUUGAGCAUGCACUUGAGACAAUUCAUCACUUAAAACACUUGAGGAGGGGCAGAAGACGUUCCUCUGUUCUGGCUGCUCACACAGAAUUGCUACCCAGUCAGCCUAGCCAGCAGGAGUCCCACAGGCACAUCUCCCAUCAUGCUAAUGCCUUGUGCCACUUUCACAUAGCAGCGAGCAUUAACCCAAACACAGAUAUUCCUCCUGUGUUGACCGGAGCAGCCUUUAAUCUGGAUGAAGGGUCCGGGGGCUUUGUAGUUCAUUGGCUGAAUAAUAAGGAAUUGCAUUUUACAUCGUCGAUUGAAAUAUUUAUACAACAUUUGAAAAUUGCUGUGGAGCAGCAGUCAGACAGCGGGGAAGAGGAAGAGGAUGACGAUGGUUUGUUAAUGAAACUGGAUAAUGGUGGGCCAGAGGGUGGAGGAUCCUUGGCUGGCUCUCCUGAGCAUGAAGAAGCAGACAGUGAUUUGAUUACUAAAGCCUCUUCACCUAGUGCUAACCUACCUCUACCCACAGUGUUAUUAGACCGUAAGAUUGAAUCCCUUCUUACGGAAUGGAACAAGAACGCAGAUAUGCUUUUUACUAUUCACCCUGUGGAUGGCACUUUUUUAUUGUGGCAUGUAAACUACUUGGAUGAGUACAAUCAUGGAAUUUUUAGACAAGUGAAGGUGUCGUUUUCUUCUCGGAUUCCAGUUGCUUUUCCAUCAGGAGACGCCAGCUCACUUAGCAAAAAUAUAAUGAUGUAUGCUUGCACUACCUCCGCCAAGGAAGAUGCUAUCGGUCUCCUGCAGCAGAUGAUGAUGGCUGGAGAUGCAACAGUUUCUACUUCGAAGGCUCUUCUAGAAAGAACUGGUAUGGUUUCUACAGUGAUGAUGGUUUCCAAGCACAUCGAUGGGUCGUUAAAUCAGUGGGCCGUUACUUUUGCCGAUAAGUCUGCCUUUUCAUCCGUGCUGACUGUGUCACAUAAGUUUCGUUAUUGUGGCCACAGAUUCCACCUAAAUGAUUUGGCUUGCCACUCUGUUCUGCCUUUGCUGCUAACCUCCUCUCACCAUAAUGUGCUGAUGACUCCGGACUCUGAAGACAAUCCAUGGGAAAUGGAGCAUGGUAGUAAAUUAAUGGAUCCCGUGAAAAAUGUGAAAUGUUUCCCCAGGCAACAUUUUAGAAAUGCAGCAACACAGACGUUCCAUGACCCGAAUGCAAUUUAUAGUGAGCUUAUUUUAUGGAGAGUUGAUCCAAUUGGACCUCUGUCAUACAGUGGGGGGGUUUCAGAACUUGCCCGCAUCAACUCUCUUCGCACUUCUGCCUUCUGUAAUGUGGCCUGGCUUCCAACUCUUAUACCAAGCUAUUGUUUAGGCACAUACUGUAAUUCAGCCAGUGCCUGCUUUGUAGCCUCUGAUGGGACUGAUUUAAGACUGUAUCAGGCAGUGGUUGAUGCACGAAAGCUACUGGAUGAGCUAUCAGAUCCUGAGUCAUCUAAACUUAUUGGUGAAGUGUUUAAUAUUGUCAGCCAGCAGUCUACCGCACGCCCCGGGUGUAUCAUUGAGCUUGAUGUGAUAACUAGCAAGUGUGGCUCACGAACUCAGCUGCUUCAUGUGUUUCAAGAAGACUUCAUUUUGGGAUACAAACCACAUAAGGAUGAAUUAAAAGUAAAAGAAACUGAGAUUUUUUUCCAGCCAUCUCAAGGUUAUCGGCCACCUCCCUUCUCAGAAAAGUUUUUCCUUGUUGUAAUAGAGAAAGAUGCACAAAACCGUUCAAUCUUAAACAUGUGGCAUCUUCAUCUGAAGUCUGUGCAAGCAUGUGUGGCAAAACCCGCAGACACAGCCUCAUCUACAAACUUUCUUACCAUACCUGGGCAAGCCAAUGUUGAGUCAUCCCCGGAAACCUCUCCUGGCCCAAGCCCAAUGACCCGCUCUGCAUCAAUUGCUAAUCUGCAGACUGCCAGUAAACUGAUUCUGAGCUCCAAGCUAGUGUAUAGCCAUCCACUGGAUAUCCCAAAUGGCGUAGAAGUGAUCAGAGCGACACCAUCGGCAGGUCAUCUUAGUUCCUCAUCAAUUUACCCCGUGUGCCUUGCACCGUAUCUAGUGGUUACUACAUGCUCCGACAACAGAGUGCGGUUCUGGAGAUGCAGUGUGCAAACCUUACAAGAUAAUGAAGGCAGUGAGGAGCAGCAUAGCUAUUGCUGGAAGGAAUGGUCCUUAAUGAAUGAAGGGCGUGAUGAGAGCACCAGUUCCGUAAGCGUUGCGGGAAAACCAGUUGCAGUAAGCUGCUCUUACACAGGAAGACUUGCUGUAGCAUACAAGCAGCCCAUUCAGCAUAACGGCUUUGUCUCCAAAGAGUUUUCUAUGCACGUAUGUCUCUUUGAAUGUGAAUCCACUGGAGGAUCAGAAUGGGUCCUUGAACAAACAAUUCACCUUGAUGACUUGAUAAGAGUUGGGAGCAUCCUUGAUGCUAAAGUAAGCGUUGACAGCAACUUAUUUGUGUAUUUUAAAUCAGAUGUAUUUCUAAACAAAGACAAACAUCUUAUGCCCAAUAUCAAACAUUUAGUACACUUAGAUUGGGUAUCAAAAGAAGAUGGCUCGCAUAUACUUACUGUUGGAGUCGGUUCUAAUAUUUUUAUGUAUGGACGUUUGUCAGGUAUUGUUACUGACCAGACCAGUAGCAAGGAUGGAAUUGCUGUCAUUACUUUACCACUAGGUGGUAGUAUAAAGCAAGGCAUCAAAUCCAAAUGGGUCCUGCUCAGAUCAAUUGAUUUGGUGUCGUCAGUGGAUGGCACACCUUCACUGCCAGUAUCUCUGUCCUGGGUUAGGGAUGGUAUUUUAGUUGUUGGCAUGGAUUGUGAAAUGCAUGUCUAUGCACAGUGGAAACACAAUCUGAGGUUCAGUGAUGCUGAAUCUUCAGCCUUUGAAGACAAAUCCGCACCGUCGGAUUCUGUUCAAACUCAGAUGAUCUCAAAGAAAACCAGUGUGAUUGAUGGUGCUGCUAUUGUUGAUGAUGUAUUUGGCAGUCCAACUGUAAUUCAGGAUGGAGGUCUUUUUGAGGCUGCCCACGUGCUUUCUCCAACCCUUCCACAAUAUCAUCCAACGCAGUUACUUGAACUUAUGGACCUAGGAAAAGUUAGUAGAGCAAAAGCCAUCCUUUCACAUUUAGUAAAGUGCAUUGCAGGGGAGGUCGCAGUCGUAAAAGACUUAGAAGCUGGAGAUGAAGCUGCUCCAAAACGCCACCUCUCACGGACUAUAAGCGUAAGCGGCAGCACCGCUAAAGACAUGAUUAUCACUGGAAAAGAUGGAACGCGAGAGUACACAGAAAUCGACUCCAUUCCACCGCUACCACUUUAUGCACUACUCUCUGCUGAUCAAGAUACACCAUAUUCUGCCCCAGAAGAGGCUACGAAAAUAUCUCAGACUUCUAAACUAAGUUUUGAUACUACAGCAGAUGAUCCAUAUUCGGAUUUGUUUCAGGUACAAAGUGUGACCACUGAUGACUUUAUUGGUUUUGAAACUGAGAAAAGAGAACGGAGAUCAAAAGUGAUCAACCUGUCCCAGUAUGGACCUACCUACUUUGGUCGUGAACAUGCUAGCGUACUUUCAAGCCAUCUCAUGCAUUCCAGUUUACCUGGCCUGACACGAUUAGAACAGAUGUUUCUGGUGGCUCUGGCUGACACAGUGGCCACAACCAGCACGGAACUUGGGGAAAGCAGAGAUAAGAACUACUCAGGGGGAGACAAUCUUGAUGAAUGUGGAUUGAGGUACUUGUUGGCAAUGCGUUUGCACACGUGUCUUCUAACAUCCCUCCCUCCAUUGUAUCGAAUUCAGCUGCUUCACCAAGGCUUAUCCACGUGCCAUUUUGCAUGGGCAUUUCAUUCGGAAGCUGAGGAAGAAUUAAUCAACAUGAUCCCUGCUAUUCAGAGAGGUGAUCCACUGUGGUCUGAACUUAGAGCAAUGGGAAUUGGCUGGUGGGUGAGGAAUAUAAACACACUCCGCAGAUGCAUAGAAAAGGUUGCCAAGGCAGCUUUUCAAAGAAACAAUGAACCAUUAGAUGCUGCAGUUUUCUACCUUGCAAUGAAGAAGAAAGCUGUUCUCUGGGGCUUAUUCAGGUCGCAGCAUGAUGAGAAAAUGACCCAAUUUUUUAGCCAUAAUUUUAAGGAGGAUAGAUGGAGGAAAGCAGCUCUAAAAAAUGCCUUCUCCUUGCUUGGGAAACAGCGCUUUGAACAGUCAGCAGCAUUCUUUUUACUGGCUGGCUCUCUAAAGGAUGCAAUUGAGGUAUGUCUAGAAAAAAUGGAAGACAUCCAGCUGGCAAUGGUAAUUGCUCGCUUAUACGAGUCUGAAUUUGACACAUCCUCUACAUACGAGUCUCUACUCUAUGAAAGAGUUUUGGGAUGUCUAAAAGAUGGCACUGGCUUCUGCUGUUCAAGGCUGCACCCUGAUCCAUUCUUGCGGAGCAUUGCUUAUUGGAUAAUGAAAGACUACACUAAGGCUUUGGACACUUUACUGGAGCAAACACCAAAAGAUGAUGAUGAAAACCCUGUUCUCAUCAAGUCGUGCAAUCCUGUGGUGUUUAGUUUUUACAACUACCUCCGGACUCACCCGCUGCUAAUCCGCCGACAUUUUAACACUCCAGAAUCCACUCUUGCUACAGUAGGUUUAAAGACUGAGAAAAACUAUGUGGAUGAAAUCAAUCUUAUUGAAAGGAAAUUAUUUUUUACCACUGCAAAUGCUCACUUCAAAGUAGGAUGUCCAGUGCUUGCUUUAGAAGUUCUUUCCAAGAUUCCAAAGCUCAGUAAAUCCAUGGGCAUUGAUGAAGAUCUGUUAAGCUUGGGUUCUGUUGGACAAGACAGUUUACAAUCCAUAGACAAACCAAACAAUUUAGAAGAGGGGAAUGAGUCGGGAUGGAGCAUCCCAGCAACAACAUUAACAAAACCAUCUCAAUUCGAAGAAACUGUAACUGAUUUUGACUGGGGUUCUCCACUUGUGAAGAUUGAGGAUGAGCCACUUCAGCUAGACUGGGGAGAUGAUAAAGGGAGUGACCAAGAGGAUGAUGAUGGUUUAGUAUUAAAGAGUUUGAACUUAAAUCAAAGCCUACAAGAUGCCAGUUCUGAAACACCAACUGUAAAAUACACUAAACCGACAGAUAGUAAAGUUGAUGUCAUUGCUGAGCAGCUUAAAUUCAGAGCCUGCUUAAAGAUUCUAAUGACUGAACUGAGAACGUUGGCUACAGGGCAUGAAGUAGAUGGUGGAAAACUUAGGUUCCAACUGUAUAACUGGUUGGAAAAAGAGAUUGCUGCGAUGCACAAAAUAUUUAACCAUGAAGCCGACAGUAAGGAUUUCACAAUUGAAAUCACUUCUUCCGGGGAUAUUUUAGACCAUCAGGAAUUUUCAGAGAAAACAGAUAUUGACUCAUACGAACGUCAUCAAAUAGAACGCCAACGAUUACAAGCUAAGCGGGAACAUGCUGAAAAACGAAAGUGGUGGUUACAAAAGAAUCAGGCACUUCUGCGAGUGUUUCUAAGCUACUGCAGUUUACAUGGUGCACAAGGUGGCGGUUUGGCAUCUGUAAGAAUGGAGCUCAAGUUUUUAUUACAAGAGUCUCAACAGGAAACAACAGUAAAGCAACUUCAGUCGCCACUUCCACUACCUACAACCCUCCCGUUAUUAUCAGCAAGCAUUGCUGUGACAAAAACUGUGAUCGCUAACCCUGUGCUGUACCUGAACAAUCACAUUCAUGAUAUUCUGUACACUAUUGUUCAGAUGAAGGAUCCCCCGCACCAAGACAACAAGGAUCCAAAGGUGUACACACUACACUUAUUGGCUGCUUCACUUUCUGCAUCAAUAUAUCAGGCCCUUUGUGACAGCCAUAGCUACAGCAGUCAAACAGAAGCAAAUCAGUUUACAGGAAUGGCUUACCAAGGUCUCCUCCUGAGUGACCGUAGGCGGCUUCGGACAGAAAGCAUUGAAGAACAUGCCACUCCAAAUUCACCACCUGCCUCGUGGCCAGGUGUAAGCUCUCUAAUCAAUCUGCUAAAUACCGCCCAGGAUGAGGACCAGCCCAAACUUAAUAUCCUGCUGUGUGAAGCUGUUGUAGCUGUCUAUGUCAGCCUUCUAAUCCACGCCCUUGCUACUGACUCCAGCACAGAACUGUUUCGUCUAGCUGCUCAUCCGCUAAACAACCGAAUGUGGGCAGCAGUGUUUGGGGGAGGAGUUAAGCUUGUUGUGAAACCAAGAAAGCCACCGGAAAGUAUUCCAGCAAUCCCUGUCCUGUCAGAAGAAAUAGAUAAGCAUCGCCGUCGAUUUAAUAUGAGAAUGUUGGUGCCUGGAAGGUCAGUAAAGGAUGUGGCUGUUCCACCUCCAGUUCCUGCCGAGAGACCAAUGUAUAAAGAGAAAUUCAUUCCCCCAGAACUGAGCAUGUGGGACUAUUUUGUGGCCAAGCCAUUCCUUCCUCUGUCUGACAGUGGCCUUAUCUACGACUCCGAUGAGAGUGUUCCUAGUGACGAUGAUGAUGAGGAUGAUGAUGAUGCAUUUCUUUCUGACACACAGAUACAAGAGCACACAAAUUCUUCUUCUUACAGUUGGACGCUAAUACGGUUGGCAAUGGUGAAACUUGCAGUCCAUAAUCUUAAGAAUUUCUUUCCGACUGCCGGACUAGAACUAACAGAUCUUCCUGUAACAUCUCCACUUGGCAUUGCGGUUGUCAAAAACCUAGAAAAUUGGGAGCAAAUUCUUCAUGAAAGAUUAGGCCAAUUUGACGGCCCACCGCCCAAUUAUAUUAACACACAUCCCAGUGAACUUGCCGCAGGUGCGGGACCUGCUAUUCUACGUCAAAAAGCAAUGUUGGACCCUGAAAAUACACCAUUCAAGUCCAAGGAUUACUCUGCACUGCCUGCCAAACGCAUCUGGCAUUUUCUAGUCAAGCAAGAACUCCUCCAGGAAACCUUCAUACGAUACAUCUUUACAAAGAAAAGGAAACAAAGUGAGUCAGUAGAAGACAGUGUGGAGCGUGUCAGAGUAGACUCCCUAGCAGAUCUUCAGAAAAACCAGGUUGAAGCUGAUCUUGGUUAUCCAGGUGGAAAAGCAAAAAUAAUUCACAAAGAGUCUGAUAUUAUAAUGGCUUUUGCCAUUAACAAGGCAACUGGUAAUGAAAUUGUCUUGGCUUCCACACAUGAUGUGCAAGAACUUGAUGUAUCCUGUCUCUUGGCUGCUCAACCUUAUACAUGGAUUGGGGAAGAGUAUGACCGAGAAUCUAAGGGUUCUGAUGAACUUGAUUUUAAAGGCUCCACCACAGCUAUUCAUCAGCCAAACGUGGCUUCCUUUAACCUAGGACAGAUGCAAUCCUCUUCUUCCAUGCCGUGGCUGGGGAGUGGGCAGACCAGCACUGGAGCUGGCAUUCUAAUAAAACGGAAUCUGCAUAACGUUAAGAGAAUGGCCUCCCACCCAGUCCACCAAUAUUAUCUUACUGGCGCUCAGGAUGGCAGUGUCCGUAUGUUUGAGUGGAGUCGUCCCCAGCAGAUAAUCUGCUUUCGUCAGGCAGGAAAUGCCCGGGUUACAAGAUUGUACUUUAAUUCCCAAGGCAACAAGUGUGGCGUAGCUGAUGGAGAAGGAUUUUUAAGCAUUUGGCAAGUAAACCAGACAGUCUCCAAUCCUAAACCUUACCUGAGCUGGCAGUGUCAUACCAAAACCACAAGUGACUUUGCAUUUGUUACCUCAUCGAGCUUGGUUGCUACAUCAGGACAAUCCAGUGAUAGCCGAAAUGUCUGCCUGUGGGAUACUUUGAUAUCACCCAAUAACAGUCUAGUUCAUGCUUUUACUUGCCAUGAUAAUGGCGCCACAGUUCUACAGUAUGCACCAAAACAGCAGCUCUUGGUUACUGGUGGCAGAAAAGGCUGCAUCUGUAUCUUUGACAUUAGACAAAGACAAACCCUUCACACAUUCCAGGCCCAUGAUUCAGCAGUGAAAGCUCUUGCCCUGGAUGUCUCCGAAGAGUAUUUUGUCACUGGCUCAGCAGAGGGGAAUAUGAAGGUAUGGAACUUAAUGGACCAUGGCCUAAUUCAUUCUUUUAAGAAUGAGCACGCCAAGCAGUCCAUAUUUCGGAAUAUCGGUGCCGGUGUGAUGCAGAUUGAAGUAGGCGAAAACAAGCGUAUUUUCUCCUGUGGAGCAGAUGGCACUCUGAAAAUGAGGAUGUUGCCCACCGCCUUGAAGAUCCAAUCAGGCAUUUUCGAUAUUCUCUAGUCACUUUAAUUUUAGGCCUAUCCACUUCCAAGUUGUGAUCCACUGCUGCUAAAUGUGUAGGAUGAUGUAGUUACUGAGGAAUUAGAAGCUGCUUAGAAAGCAGGUAUAAAGGUUACUUCUAGCUGAGCCCGGUGCUGGUGACUGAAAUGGCCAUGCAUGUCUGCCGUAUAGAUCAAGUCCAGUAAAACUGAGAAAAUGAAAGUAUUGUUGGCAGGAGUUCAGAAAUCGCUGCAACCUUUAGCAUCAUUCAGACCUAUUAAGAUGCUACAGUUUUAUUUUGUGCAGAUCAGAACAUCAUUUAGUGUUGUAACCUUUGCAGAUAGCAGACUGACAUGUAAGACUCAUGAACGAAGAAACAAAAAGGGAUUCAGUGCUCUUGAAAGUUUACAGUUUUCAUAUGGUAUAAGUUCUAAAUGCUCACGAUUAUUGGCAGUAGUCAGCGCAGGAGCAUUACUGGGGCCAAGUACAUAUUUACAAACUAUACACUGGAAGGAUUUCACAGUGUUGCUGUGGUUACUUGGGAGGUGAUUUGAUUUUUUUUCUUUUUUAAUUAUUUUUCUUUUUUAAUUAUUAUUUUUCUUGUUUAGCAUUUUAAAACCGUUUACACAUUUGCUUCCAGGUUUAACAAUUGUACUUUAAGAGAGCAUAGAAAGCAUGUCUAUGUUUUUCUCAAAUGUCCAUACUAAGUGAAGGUAAUAUAUGUGUGUACUGUCACUUUGCGAUACAAAAGCCAGGAAAACUUGUUAUGAAAUGUACUCAGAAGUUAUCUCGCUGUCCAGGCCAGAAUAGCCGCCACUCCUUUAUUUUUAAUUUAAUUUUUCUACAGGGUGGGAGUGCAGCAAUUAUUUUUUUCCUUGGCAAGUAUCUUUUUAUAUAAUUUUUUUUUUUAUUAUUGGUUUUAUUUUUUUAAAUGUUUUUGUUGUUCAACAUUGUACUUUGCACAUAAUUUAACUGCACUCUACUUUGCACAUUGCCACUAGUCCAAAUGAAAAUCCGUCUUUUCCAUCUUUUUUUCCUCCAUAGAAACCUAUAUGUUGGCUGUAGUGAACAUGAGCAUAAUUCUCUGCAUUCAUGCUUGGUUUUUAAAUGCAUUUUGGGUUUUGUGCACACACAUGAAUAUACUCGGCUGGAUGCGCAUUCGUCAUUGAACUGGAUCUUGUAACCACUGCUCCGAUAGAUUUCACAGCAACACAUUUUAAAAUGAAUGUCAGGCUUCCUGUGGCCAGAUAGUGAAUAGUUGAAAGUGAUAACUUAUUCCACAGCGUUUGUAUAACUAUGCAGAGUUCAAUAUUGUUGGCUUGUAAAAUACUAGGCAGUGUUGUCUUUUCUGGAUGUACUUUCUUUGUUGUAAACAAACACAUGUUAAUAAGCUACCCGAGACUACUGUCUGUAUAUUUAACUGUCAUCCUUGUCCUAUUUUAUUUGCAGUGUUUUGUGUGUUUUAUUGUAAAUUAUAAUGGCAUUAUGUGCACCUUUCUCAUAUAACUUUGCCUUCUCUGAAGACAAUUUAAAGAUAUGAAGUAUGUAGAUAGGAAGGAAAGAGUCAUUGUUUUACCUUUAUAAGUUAAAUAAACCCCUGUCAUCUCAUGGAAAAA